Coffea arabica (coffee) is the source of this 826-nucleotide messenger RNA. Its product is annotated as germin-like protein subfamily 1 member 7. Gene Ontology annotation, molecular function: manganese ion binding. The record is from RefSeq and is a predicted model, not a curated record. Lineage: Eukaryota; Viridiplantae; Streptophyta; Magnoliopsida; Gentianales; Rubiaceae.
AAAGAUGGAGGCUGCUGGCUUCCUGGUGAUGCUUGCCAUUUUGUUGGUUUCAUCGUCAUCAUUUUCUUAUGCUUAUGAUAACAAUCCUUUACAGGAUUUCUGCGUUGCCGUGCCCGAUACGUCAGCAGCUGUGUUUGUGAAUGGAAAGAUCUGCAAGAACCCAAAACAGGUAACAACUGACGAUUUCCUCGCUACGGGCUUCAACAAUCCAGCAAGUACCAACAAUUCCUUAGGAUUUGGGGUAAAGGUGGCUGAUGUUAAUCUAAUACCCGGCCUCAACACUCUCGGUCUCACUGUACUUCGUGUUGACUUUGAGCCAGAUGGUGUUGUUCCUCCUCACACACAUCCUCGUGCUACUGAGGUCAUCGUGGUAUUGGAGGGUACAAUCUAUGCUGGUUUUGUCACCUCCAAUCCAACUGAUAACACAAAAAAUAAGUUGUUCGCUAAGAUUUUGAAACCUGGAGAUGUCUUUGUCUUCCCAAUUGGCCUAGUUCAUUUUCAAAGAAAUGUGGGGGAAACAAAGGGCAAGGGAAUUGUGGCCUUUAAUAGCCAAAAUCCCGGUGUCAUCACAAUUGGAAAUGCAGUUUUUGGGACAGACCCGCAUAUUGCUCCUGAAGUCCUCACUAAAUCAUUUCAGCUGGACAAGAAAGUAAUCGAGUACCUCCGGUCGAAGUUCUAGAGGAACCAAUUUUUUUUUCAUCGUAUGAGGGUAAUCCUUUGUCUUCUUCCCCAUUCAAAAUAGACUGAUGUUGGAUAUGUCUAUGUUGUAAACUUUUCUUUAUACUUUAACUUUCGUAUCGCUGCAUACAUUUUUCUUAGAUUAUUU